UCGGGGUUGGGCUUGCAUGUGCAUCACAUCAGAGGCCAACAUGAAGACAGGUACAAUCUUUGUGCUGGUGGCUUUCAUCACCAUGGGGCUGGAGAUGGCCUGUGCUCAGAGACCUUUCAGAGGGAAAGAAAGACCUGGAGUCUGCCCAGAGGUGCCCAAAGAUACUGCUGGGAUUUGUGUUGAAAUGUGCACAGGAGAUGAGUCGUGUCCAGAGGGAUCAAAAUGCUGCAGCAAUGGAUGUGGUCAUGUCUGCAAACAUGUUUCCUCCAACGGUGGUUCUGUCAACGUGUGAAAGGUGGACUGGAGGCCAGCCCCAGAAGAUUUCUCAUGAAUCCAUGAAUCCAGUUCUUGGCAUAAGAGCAAGACUCUUUCACUGCUUAUUCCUGGCUAUCCCCUAUCCCUGGAUUUGCAGCCUUAGGAGAUGAAGAUUUUAAAUGGUGGAGUGACGACUUUCUAAAAGCUUGUGUCCAAAAUAAACUGUGGCAUUAC
Messenger RNA from Manis javanica (Malayan pangolin), 489 nucleotides. The record is from RefSeq and is a predicted model, not a curated record. Lineage: Eukaryota; Metazoa; Chordata; Mammalia; Pholidota; Manidae.